Trematosphaeria pertusa is the source of this 858-nucleotide messenger RNA. RefSeq lists its product as uncharacterized. The transcript has 3 exons. Gene Ontology annotation, cellular component: nucleus. The coding region runs from base 1 to 858 and encodes 285 amino acids. Gene Ontology annotation, biological process: error-free translesion synthesis; error-prone translesion synthesis. Lineage: Eukaryota; Fungi; Ascomycota; Dothideomycetes; Pleosporales; Trematosphaeriaceae. The record is from RefSeq and is a predicted model, not a curated record. Gene Ontology annotation, molecular function: DNA-directed DNA polymerase activity; deoxycytidyl transferase activity.
AUGAACACCUCUACGAAAUGCGGAAACGGCAAGGCCCAACCGCUCCAGAGCUCGACCUCCUCUUCCGCCGUAGCAAACCCAACCCGUACCGUCUUCGACCCCUGGAACUCUGCAUCGACGGGGCACCAGCGCGCCGAGAACCGCCUCUUAGGAUCGACGUCAUGGCGGGACAGUCGUAACUUGAAGCUUAGAGAGCAGUAUAGGGGCGGGCUGGGUGGAGGGGGGAAAAGGGUUGCGGAUACUGUGGGCGCAGGAAGCGAGGAAUGCGGAAAGGAUGGGAGGAAGGCGAAUGGAGGUUGGGAGAGGGGCGCGAAGGGUUUGAGGACGGGUAGGCAGAGGAGUUUGGUGGAGGUUUGGGGGGCGAGUAAAGUGGGGAGUGCGAAGAGGAGUUCGCAAGAGGAGAAAGAGGUGAAAUUGGAGGAGGCGCGCAGGCCCCAGUCAGCUACCGACCGAGAACUCUCAACACCCGUAGAAAAGCAGAUAUUCGAAGGGCUAUACUUCUAUCUCAAUGGCUCGACCGCACCCCUUGUUUCCGACCACAAGCUCAAGCACAUGCUCGCCUCUCAUGGCGCCGGGCAUUCAGUUGCCCUCGGUAGACGCACCGUCACCCAUGUCAUCCUUGGUACGGUUAGUGGGCAAGGCGGUUGCGGCGGUGGCCUCGCUGCAAGCAAGAUACAGAAGGAGAUUGCGAGGUCCGGGGGCAAAGGUGUGAAGUUUGUCACUGCUGAGUGGGUCCUCGCAUCUAUCAAAGCAGAGCGAAGGUUGCCAGAAUCGCGCUUCUCGCCGCUUAAGCUCGCGCCAAAGAGUCAGAAUACCGUCUUCAGCAUGAUGCGAUCUUCCAAGCCGUCAGCGGGAUGA